Molecule: messenger RNA, 1575 nt
Organism: Suhomyces tanzawaensis NRRL Y-17324
Lineage: Eukaryota; Fungi; Ascomycota; Pichiomycetes; Serinales; Debaryomycetaceae
Exons: 1
Coding region: 1-1575 (524 amino acids)
Biological process (GO): positive regulation of DNA-templated transcription
Cellular component (GO): SWI/SNF complex
Molecular function (GO): histone binding; DNA binding
Source: RefSeq, a predicted model, not a curated record
AUGGAAGAAGAAGCUAGUGUCGACCUUGGACAAGUUAAGACUGAAUUCCAGGAGAAGGCAAGGGCCUAUUUAGUGGAACAAGCCGCCCAUGUUAUAAUUCCUUCUUUCUCCAAGUGGUUCAAUUUGGACGAAGUUCAUUCUAUUGAAGAGAAGUCUUUCCCUGACUUUUUUGGAGACAGUGGUUCGAGAUCAAUCUAUAAAUCACCUGAAAUCUAUAAGAACAUCAGAGAUUUCAUGGUGAACGCCUACAGAAUCAACCCUAUAGAAUACUUAACUGUCACUGCAGUAAGAAGAAAUUUGGCUGGGGAUGUGGCCUCCAUUAUCAGAAUCCAUCAGUUUUUGGAGAAGUGGGGCUUAAUCAACUAUCAAAUUGAUCCCAAGACAAAACCAUCCAUAGUUGGUCCGCAGUACACUGGUCACUUCCAGAUUACUUUGGAUACCCCUACUGGGUUGUUGCCAUUAAUUCCAGAAAAUGCCAAAAUAGUAAAUGACAAAGAAAGCAAGUUACCCCCACCUUCAGAAUCAGAAUCAAAAAAAGAAGCAUCUUCAAAUGCAUUGAAUUUGGAAGUAAGAAGAAAUAUUUACACUACUUCAAACAGCAAAAUCACAGGCAAAAACAACACUAUCGUCCAAUACUUCUGUAACAUUUGUGGAAAAGAUGCAACCACGGUAAGAUACCAUAACUUAAGAAUCAAGACAUACACACAUAAUUCGAGUUCUACUAUAAACAACGCAAGCAUCUUGUGUCACUUAUGUUACGACCAGGGCUUGUUUCCCCUGAACUUUCAAGCGUCAGACUUUGUCAGAUUACAGAAGUCAGAUGAAGCUGCUGAGUGGUCAGAACAAGAAGUUUUAUUAUUGCUUGAAGGUAUUGAAAUGUUUGGAACGUUGGACUCUUCUGCAAAUGCAGCCAACGGGUCAAUCUUUACAAAUACCAACGGUCAAUGGGAAAAGAUUAGUGAACAUGUUGGUUCUAAAACCAGAGAACAAUGCUUAAUCAAAUUCGUUCAAUUGCCUAUUGAAGAUAAAUACUUAAACAGAAUAGUCGAUGAUGCCAAAAAGAAAGAUACAACUGUCAUUAAGAAUGAAAAUUUGAUAGCAGACAUAGUCAAGAAGAUCGUCAAGGAUCAAGAAGGAAGGAACAUUGUGAAGUCAAACGCUCAUGAUAAUUUGCAAGAAUCCAUACUAGAACAGUCGAACUUAAUAAAUCAAAUCACUGAGUUGACCUUAGAAAAGUUCAGUCACAAAUUAAAGAAGUUGGACACUUUACAGGAAAACUUAUUGAAAAUUGAAAACCAGUUGAAUUUGGAAAGAAAGCAAGUAUUGAUUGAAAGAUGGGUACAAUAUGAGAAAAUCCAAAACUUGAAGGAGCAAAGACCUGAAUUGACAGAAGUCUUGGAUGAUUUAAUCAAACCAGUCAGAGUGAACGAAAUCAACAAGUCUUUGAACCCAUUAAAGUCAGAAAAGAAUAGAGACUCUUCUGAAUCUGAAGGUCAGAAAGUGAACCAAGGUGAGAUUGAUAAAUUGCCAAUCAGUGUUAGUAAACCUAAGAGCUACCAAUAUUGGUCUGGUUAA